UCCCGAAGCCUGAAGCAGAAAACAAGAAGAAUUAACAUGGCGCAGAGCAGACAUGCUGUGGAAAAAGAGCAAUCCACCAAGAUCACUGCACUUGUUGUGGACGAUAAUAGGAUCAACCGAACGAUUCACCGCAGGCUUUUGAGCAAUCUUGGCAUAGAAAACGAAGUCGUCGGUAGUGGGAAAGAAGCUGUGGAUGCCCAUUGUUCUGGAAAAAAGUUUGACCUGAUUCUAAUGGACAUGGAGAUGCCUAUCAUGAAUGGCAUUGAGGCAACGAGGAAACUUCGUGAAAUGGGCAAUCGUAGCAUGAUUGCAGGCGUAUCGUCACGCUCAAUGGAAGAAGAUAUACAAGAAUUCAUUGAAGCUGGUCUGGAUGACUACCAAGAGAAGCCCUUGACAAUGUCUAAGCUUAUCUCUCUUAUCCGUAAGAUCAGCCUCAACGGUUAGGAAAAAUGUCCAAAUUAAGAGCAAGCGUUUGCCUUAAACUCCAAAACACACAUCAUCUAAUUUCCAUUA
Messenger RNA from Theobroma umbraticum, 513 nucleotides. RefSeq names its product two-component response regulator 24-like. The record is from RefSeq and is a predicted model, not a curated record. NCBI's taxonomy places the organism in Eukaryota, Viridiplantae, Streptophyta, Magnoliopsida, Malvales, Malvaceae. Gene Ontology annotation, biological process: phosphorelay signal transduction system.